Messenger RNA from Penicillium olsonii, 501 nucleotides. NCBI's taxonomy places the organism in Eukaryota, Fungi, Ascomycota, Eurotiomycetes, Eurotiales, Aspergillaceae. The record is from the annotation of a GenBank genome assembly.
AUGUCUCACUCAACGGCUCUUCGUCCUCCGUUCAACCCUUUGAUCAACCCGGUACAUUCCAAGCCGGUCCUCGUGGAAGAGCACCUUGAGUCGCAGCGCCACAUUCUUCUAUCGCGGCCAUACUGUGGAGCACUUCUAUUUGAGAAUAGCACAUCGGAUGCUCGGGACCACUGCGCAAAUGAGCGAACUUUUCUCUCAUGGCUGCGGCUGUCCAUGUACUUGGCCGUCGUUUCACUCGCCAUCAUCAUUUCCUUUCACUUUCGUGACCAGCCCACCGUCCUGGAGAGGCGCAUGGCCCUGCCGCUCGGGAUCAUCUUCUGGAUUCUCAGCUUGACAUGUCUGGCCAACGGAUUUGCAAACUAUUCACGAACGGUCAUGAAGUAUGCCCGGAAGGCGGCCUUGGUGCAGAGCGGCUGGAAGACCCAGGUGGUGUUCACAGUGGUGGGGACGGUGAUCUUGGGAAGUUGCAUUCUAUUCUUGUCGACAGAUCCGGCUCAGUGA